Messenger RNA from Bursaphelenchus xylophilus (pine wood nematode), 1319 nucleotides. NCBI's taxonomy places the organism in Eukaryota, Metazoa, Nematoda, Chromadorea, Rhabditida, Aphelenchoididae. The record is from the annotation of a GenBank genome assembly.
AUGCAGGCCGACGAUAUCACUUGGCAGGUUAUAAACAAUGGGCAUUGCUCAUUCAAAACAAAGUAAGUUUCUUAUCUGGCGUUUUUAUUCCGUCUUUAGGACCAAAACACAGAACUUCUGCCGAAAUGAGUACAAUUUGACCGGUCUCUGCACAAGAAAGGCCUGUCCUCUCGCUAACAGUCAGUAUGCCACGGUUCGGGAAGAAAAUGGUGAGUUGGUUUAUUAUACAAGAGGUUCAGAAAUGAGCUUGGAAGUCGGAGGGUUUUGGGCCUCGUAAAAUUCUAUUCCCUAGUUUGAAGGUUUUGUGUAGUGCUUAGACGAUUAUUUUUUCAGGUAUAUGCUAUUUGUACAUGAAAGUAGCUGAGAGAUCACAUUUCCCUACCAGACAAUGGGAGAAGGUAAAAUUGAGAGCGAACAUGGCCCAAGCCGUCGGGCAGAUCCACGAAAACCUUCUGCAUUGGGAUGAGUUUGUCCGGCAGAAAUGUAAAGCAAGAUUAGUUCGAAUCCAUCAAUAUCUAUUGAGGGCCAGAAAGAUGAAGUUGAAGGGAAGGUAAGUAUAAUACUUUUUGAUGUUAUUGUUUCUUUAGGGAUAAGAAACUAAUUCCAAUUGGACGUAAGGCUGAGCGCAAAGAGAUUAGAAAGGAAGAAAAGGCUUUGAUUGCUGCCAAGUUGGACACGGCUAUUGAGAAGGAACUUUUGGGACGGCUAAGGCAAGGGACCUAUGGAGAUAUCUACAAUUUCAAUCAGCAAGCCUUUGAGAAUGUGCUGGAAGAAGAAGAAACAGAAGAGCUUGAACAAGAAAUUGAAGUUGAGAAUGAAGUUAAUGAACCAGAACGUCAAUUUGUCGAGGAUUUCGAAGAAUCCGAUGAGGAAAAUAGUGAUAUUGAAGAUGCGGACAGAGGCUUUGACGCGAGUGGAGAUGAAGAAAUGGACUUUAGUGGCUCAGAUGAUUCUCAGGCAACAGAUUCGGAGGAAGAAGCGGAUGAAAAUGAGGAAGAAGGGGCCGAUGAGACAUUGGAAUUGCCGGAUACUGAUGAUGAAGAGGAAGAGCCAGCUGCAAAGAAGGCGAAGAAGACAAAGGCCAGUGGAAAGGUAUGGACUUUACAGAGUUUUAGGAUAGAGAAUUUAUGAUUUUUUUGGUUUAAUCAGAAAGACAAAUUUGGAUUAUUUUUAUACCAUCCAUGUCAUUUCAGAAGAGCGUCAGCUUCUCCAAGGCCCUCCCAACUGUCAAAAGGAAACCCCAGAAGAGCCGGCUUCGGCCUCGGAUCGAGAUCGAAUACGAAACAGAGCCCAAGGUCCGCGAACGACAACGCCGUUGA